AUGACAAUUUCUAACGGUGUCAACGGCCAUACCAACGGCACUCAGCCGUCAUCCUUCAAGAACGGCAAAGUCUCCACUUUGUCUAACACAGCUUCUAUAUCAUCGACUUUGUCUGAUCUCUUUGAUGAAAACAUCACCGCCAAGAUCCUUCAUGCUGCUGAAACCGGGUUAAUAAACAACAACCCACCCUUGGCAUAUCCUGAAUACGUCCCCCAGACUGGACCAGAGACCGGCAAAUAUGUCCUUCGAGAAAAGCUGUUUUGGACAUGUGGUUUCUUCCCAGGCUCCAUAUACUCCCUGAUUGAGCGUAUGAUCAAGUUCCCGCAAGCUUCACCAGGAGGUUCGAAUAAGCAGCAGCUUCUACAGCAACUACUCACUGUCGGACGAUCUUGGUCUGACCCACUGCACGACUAUGCCAAGCGAACAGACACACACGACAUGUCUUUCAUGAUCCAGCCGUCCAUGAGAGUGCGCUGGGAGGUUUUACACGAUUUUGACGCUUUGCAGUCUAUCAUCACGGCUGCACAGUCACUUUACUCCAGAUACAACUCCAACGUCGGCGCUAUUCGGUCUUGGGACGUCCUGUCACAAGAUGGAGUCGACAUUUCGAGCAUGACGGACGACUUCCUUGUUAUCAUCGACUCCAUGUGCAAUCUCGACCUACUAUACUACGCAGCAGCACAGACUGGCCAGACCGAAAUGGCUGAAGCGGCGACAACUCACGCCAAAGCCCUGAUGAAGGCUCUUUUCCGACCCGAAACCGAUGAGUCUGUCGGAAGAACCAUGUACAGCACCUUCCACGUUGUCAACUUCGAUCCCAACAAUGGAUCUGUCAAGGAGAAGAGAACCGGCCAAGGAUACGCCGCAAACUCAACUUGGGCCCGUGGACAAGCCUGGGGCAUCCUCGGAUACUCGCAGACCUACAACUGGACCAAGGAUACCCAGUUCCUUGAUGCGGCCAUAGGGCUUGCUGAAUAUUUCAUCUUCAGACUUCUCAAUUCCCCUGACUGUGUCGAGGUACCUGUGUCCGGAGAGAACCGUACCAAGGGUCGCUACGUACCACUUUGGGAUUUUGACGCGCCCAUUGAUACCUCUGCUCCAUUGCGAGACUCAUCUGCGGGUAUUAUUGCGGCGAACGGUAUGCUGGUGCUCUCACAAGCUUUGGCCGGUAGUGGUUCGCACGAUCUCAGUGAAAGAUAUAGAUCGAUGGCUAUCCGAAUCGUCAAAGACACGCUUGACUUUUCCCUAGCACAAGAAAAGUCCAAGGUCGCACUGAAAGUCGACGGAACCUUUGAAGUUCAGGACUUGGAGUCCAACGGUCAUUUUGAGGCUAUCCUGAAGAACGCUACGGCCAAUCACAAUGCAAAGGACUACAAGAGAUACUGGGAUCAUGGGCUGGUUUAUGCGGAUUAUUAUCUGAUUGAAUUUGGAAACAGGCUGCUCAAGAUGGGUUUGGCAUAA
Messenger RNA from Fusarium pseudograminearum CS3096, 1461 nucleotides. RefSeq lists its product as uncharacterized. Bases 1 to 1461 code for a protein of 486 amino acids. Gene Ontology annotation, biological process: polysaccharide catabolic process. Gene Ontology annotation, molecular function: chondroitin hydrolase activity. The transcript is spliced from 2 exons. The record is from RefSeq and is a predicted model, not a curated record. NCBI's taxonomy places the organism in Eukaryota, Fungi, Ascomycota, Sordariomycetes, Hypocreales, Nectriaceae.